Messenger RNA from Papaver somniferum (opium poppy), 795 nucleotides. RefSeq names its product zinc finger CCCH domain-containing protein 15 homolog. The transcript is spliced from 2 exons. The record is from RefSeq and is a predicted model, not a curated record. NCBI's taxonomy places the organism in Eukaryota, Viridiplantae, Streptophyta, Magnoliopsida, Ranunculales, Papaveraceae. Bases 1 to 795 code for a protein of 264 amino acids.
AUGCCUGGUUCAAACAACGAUUUGAAUGUGUUGGCACACUCACCCCUUUUUGAUAACAUGCUAAAGGGUGUAGCACCUCCAUGCAAUUAUAUCAUCAACGGUCAUCGAUACAAUAUGGGUUAUUUCUUAACCGAUGGUAUCUAUCCAAAGUUGACUAUAAUUGUACAAGCUUUCAUUCAAACAUUGGACAUUCUCGACUAUGUAAGAUUCAACAAUUAUCAAAUGGCUAAAAGAAAGGAUGUCGAGCGUGCUUUUAGAGUGCUUCAAGGUAAAUUUAGAAUUUUCGGAUCACCGUGUAAGUAUUGGCAACAAUUUGACUUGAACUUAAUUAUGAAAUGUUGUUUAAUUUUACACAACAUGAUUAUUGAGCAUGAACAUCGGGAUAUGGGUUGGGGUAGAGUUGUUCCUGUUCCAAUUCUGGAACCUACCGAUAACGGUCGUGUUUUUAUGUCAAGUCUUAAAAACCUAAAAAUGCACCUACAACUAAGAACGGAUCUUGUUGCCUACAUUGUCGCGCGUCCUGGUAGAGGAGCCCGGACAGCAGACUCAUCUAGUUUUGAGGGUUCAGAUAUGGAAUACGUGGUACUUCCAUCAUCAGAUGGAGAAUAUGAUGAUACAGACUUAGAAGAAGAAGUUGUUACUGCUCAAAACGAGGAUUGUGAACAUGUUUAUGGAGAUGGACACGCAGAGGAAGAAUGUGAACAUGAUGGAGAUGAUGACGAUGACGAGGAUGAAUAUGAUGACGAUGAUGAGGAUGAGGAUGAUGACGAUGAGGAGGAUGAGGGGGAUGAAUGA